AUGCAGCUGCUUUUCUUGCUGUUUGCUGCUGUAACCCCUCUUCAUGCUAUUCGAUGUUAUUCCUAUGCCGAUACCAACGAGGAUAAACACCCAAUUAAGAUAUGGGUGAGUAUUACAACAACUGCUGCUUUUUACGAUUCAAAUGUAGAUUGCCCAUUCGAUACACAGUACUGUUUCAAAAGCUACGUGGAGCAGAAAGCUUUUUCUACUUGGCUGUCUACAAGGAGCUGUGGAACGCCUAAUCUAUGUCGAGUAAGAUAUCAACUCUUUACAAAAGCGAGUUUCUGA
Haemonchus placei is the source of this 288-nucleotide messenger RNA. The record is from the annotation of a GenBank genome assembly. Lineage: Eukaryota; Metazoa; Nematoda; Chromadorea; Rhabditida; Trichostrongylidae.